This is a messenger RNA of Suillus bovinus, 1913 nucleotides long. RefSeq lists its product as uncharacterized. The transcript has a single exon. Bases 39 to 1802 code for a protein of 587 amino acids. The record is from RefSeq and is a predicted model, not a curated record. NCBI's taxonomy places the organism in Eukaryota, Fungi, Basidiomycota, Agaricomycetes, Boletales, Suillaceae.
UGAGAAAACGUCAUAGUCUGGUCUCUUCUCUGCUGUCAAUGCAGCCUUUAUUUGCGAUUGCUAUCUCGGCCUUCGUAUGGUCUCGGCAAGGCAAAUUAGCCAUCGCUGUCAUGGUGUCGAUGGCGUUCGGCAUGAUUUUUUACUGCUUCAUCAUCGUCACUUCCUUAGAAUAUCAGCAGUGUCCUUUCCAAACUCCUAUGUCAACAAUCAUCCGCGUGCUCUAUGAGCGCAUAUACAUGAACGUCAAGACUUGGCAUGGAGAGGCAUCGCCUGAACCCGGAGAGGCCAAGGAGGCGCUCUCUGAGGUACCGUCGAUGAAGUGGAUAUUUAAAUCAUCCACGGAUCCGGAGGUAAUCAGUUCGGUCGCUCGGAUGGUGCCUUGCGUCCAAUGGACCUCCGAACUGCAACUCGAACUGCAACCUGAACUGCACAUCCGAACUAUAUGCUUGCGCUUGCUGAGCACAUUCAAAACGUGCUUUAAUGCUGGUGCCUGGAGCUCUUCGACACGCCGAAGAGCCCUCGCAUGCGGGAGAGCCUUGCAUCACCUAUUCUACGAGGCAAAUAUACAGAAAUAUAUUACCCCCAAUGUCAAGCACUUUGAUGGGGCGCCGUUGGAGAUGUGGUCCUACUGGCAAGACCUCAAUCUUCCUUGGGGGCUUGAGAAGUGCAAAGCAUCUUUUGACCAGUACGCCACGACUCCAUAUCAAUAUCACGAGGAUGAAGCACGUAAUGCCUUGCGCCUCGCUAUCAUGACUGGCUGCCCAGGAUUUUUGCAGCCAACCGAUCCUGCAUUGAUCUGGGAUGGAGUUUUCGACUGGGAGGACGACUCGCGUACUAAAGAAGACUUUGAUUGGCUCGUGGACUUCCUGGUACACUUCCAGAAGUUCACAACGAGGAACUUCGAUGCCAUGGGAGAUGCGUUGCUCGCAUUGAGUGCCAUGCAGGGUCUGGGGAGUGUCAGCAGACGGGACAAAUACCUCGACGCCGUCAUCUUCGCCAUGGAAGCGGGUAAACCAUCCCGGCUUCGUCACGCAGCCCUUCGAGCUGUAUUCGAUGCCCGUUUUGAACUAGUCGAGAUAGUUGACCAGGAGAAGGGAGAUUCAAGUUUUCGGGAAAGGUUAUUAAAGGAACUCGCGCCAGCUCUGUUCAUCACAACCAAACCUAUCGCGCCACAGCUAUCUGGCUCUGAUGAUCCGGAUGCUGUCUUUAAUCCGAAACGUGACGACUUCUAUCUACGACUAAUUCUCAUUCUGGCAAAGCAAAGGGAUUGGCGCGCUCAUUUAGUGCAAGCCGGCCACAUAGAGCGAUGCGCAUCUCUGCUAAGCCACGUCAUCGAGGACUCGAUGUCAUAUGUCAUAUCUGACACAUCUCAUUCUUACCAUCUUGCAGGUAUAUCGAUACAGAUGUUGGGGCAGGCUAAUCCGGCUGGCACUGCCGGCACUGCUCUGAACUCUGAACCUACGAACAAGGAAGGAUCCCGUCUCACUACAAACGUUGCAACUACACUUCCUGCAGCCCCAGAGACUCCUACUCUACCGGGCUUACUAGAUAGGAUAUCUGAGAAGGAAUGGUGGGAUCUGAUGAAAGGAGCAUGGAAGGCGAUGCGUUACAAUAACCUGCACCUUAUGCCAGAAGCAGUUGAGGUACUGCCUGGCAUCGUCACGUACACCAUCGGUCUCCUGCAAACACCCACUGCUCUAUAUGACACGCGGAGUCUCGUUCGAGUGGUGGAUCGUAUAUAUGAGGUGCUCGAUGAUGGUCAAGUGAAGUUGGAAGUGAAACGCCUACGGGAUGCGUUGUAACAUAAGGUAGCGUUCAUCACACGCAAGCUGGGUAUCAAUCAGGUUCAGACGAUGUGCAGUAUCACUUAGUUUCUCCUUAUGCAAACCAAACAGAAGAUAUAUCCUUUGUUG